AUGAUCUGCCCUCUUUUUCAGCUCGCAGCUUUGGCAGUACUCACUGUAGCUUCCGCCGCCAACACAUUUGUAGGGUGUCGCGUUGACCUCGACGAUCCGUUCCCUGGUUUCGCAAUCAAUACCCCGAGUACGGAAGCAUGCGCUGUGAGUCCGAAUGGUCCAGGUGUCAAGGCGACCGCAUGCUAUGACACCUACGGCUGGAUUUACGCGUCCCCCACCUCCCCCUUCCUCCACAGCUUCUACGGCCCGUACUCGGAUGGCGCCAAUUGCCAUUGCUCCACCGACCCUCAAUACCUCGAAUCGUACACAGCAUCGGCUACCGCAGCCAACCCCACGGUCUGCGCCGACGCCGGCAACUUCUCGGUCUUGCGCAUCGGCACCUCGUACACCUUAUCGGAGUGCUUUGUGACUGUUUCAGGCACCAGCUCCGGUUUCGCGCCCAAUGGAGACUGCUUCAGCUUCUGCGGACCCAACUCCCCCGGAAUCACCGCACUCCAGCCUCAGUCAGGCGAUAACCUCUGUGUUUGCGAUGUCCAAGCAACCUCGGGAUCGAAUGCCAUUUGUGGCCUGUUCACCUUCUACACCUACUCGCGUACACAGGCGGCGGCCGCGUCUGGCAUCUUGCGGCGGAGGGAGCGGGUGGAGAGGAAGCGCGCACAGGCGGCGAUGGCGAAGAGACUCUGCCCGAUGAAGCGAGUGGCGUGUAUCAUCCCGGGGUCUGAUUCGUACGAGGCGAGUACUUGUAUCGACCCACUCUCCGAGCUCGAGUCAUGCGGCGGAUGUGUCAACGGGGUCUUUGGGGCGAGCAAAACCACGACGAGCGGUACCGACUGCUCGGCGCUGCCUGGAGCUCGACUCGGCAGCUACUCGUGCUCGGCUGGUCGUUGUGUAGCUACCCGGUGCGAUGAUGGGUACACGUUGAGUGCGGCGGGCAAGUGCGAGCAGUGA
This is a messenger RNA of Dioszegia hungarica, 948 nucleotides long. RefSeq lists its product as uncharacterized. Lineage: Eukaryota; Fungi; Basidiomycota; Tremellomycetes; Tremellales; Bulleribasidiaceae. The transcript is spliced from 4 exons. The record is from RefSeq and is a predicted model, not a curated record. Bases 1 to 948 code for a protein of 315 amino acids.